AUGCAAGAUUUAUCAGUUAACGAUUUCAAUAAAAAUAAUAUAAGUUCUUCAAAUACAUUAUCAAACGUUUUAGCUGUAGCCGAGAAUGUAGAAAAUUCUGAUGUGGAUGAAACUAUUCAAGCAGAAGAAAAAGAAGUUGAAGAAUUAUCAACAGAAUUAAUCGAAAGAAAAGCUAUUGUUUUUGCAAUUCUUAUUCCGUUUUCAAUUAUUGGAGUUCUUAUUCGUAUCGGACUUAUUAAUCUUCAUUCGUAUCCUGGAACACCACAAGGAACGGUUUCAUUAUGGAAAGGGCUGACAACAGGCUUUUGUGGAUCUAUAACAACAUUUUCUUCAUGGAUUCUUUUGAUUUUCAAUGAAUAUACUUCACAGCACAUUCCUCAUCGUAGUGUUGCAUAUAAUGUUCUUGCAUCUCUUGCAGACAUCGGAAUUACAAUAGGAAUGUCCGUGACAGGAUUGAAGUUUGGAGAACAUUUAGCAGAUAUAAUAAUUCCAAGACAUCAAAUUCGUUUGGGAAAAUUAUACAAAAUCGUUCAAAAACCUUCUAAAUUAAAUGAAUUUACUAUUGCGGAUAUUUUAUGUCUUGGAUUCGGAAUUGUUUCUUUUAUUCUUGUUGUUGCUUUAGCCAGUACAGUUCAAGUACAUAGGAAUAUAAUAUUUGCUACUGUAUUCGCUCCAAUAGGAACCUCGAUUAGAUGUUAUUUAUCUAAAUAUAAUACCUUGAAAAAACAUUUUCCGUUGGGAACUUUUGCCGCAAAUUUGUCAGGUUCUAUAGUUCUUGGAAUCUUAUUUCUAUUAAGCAAUGGUAUUGUUUCUUCACAAUUAAGUUGCGAAAUUAUUGAAGGACUUGCUAACGGAUUUUGUGGAUGUCUUACGACAAUUUCUUCUUUUGCCAACGAAAUCACACGGCUUCCAAGAAAACAUGCGUACAAAUAUGCAUUAGUUUCUGUCUUAAUGGGCCAGGUUGCAAUGAUAUUAACUAUUGGAAUUUAUCAUUGGACUAUAGGCUUAUCUUCUACUUCGACUUGUAAUUGA
Molecule: messenger RNA, 1032 nt
Organism: Funneliformis geosporum
Lineage: Eukaryota; Fungi; Glomeromycota; Glomeromycetes; Glomerales; Glomeraceae
Source: the annotation of a GenBank genome assembly